UUUCACAGGAACUGAAUAUUACACAAUACCAAUAAAGAUGAACAUUUGCAUUUUGUGCAGUUGAAAUCCGUCGUCACGUAGAGGGCAGCUAGCAUAUGACACGUAAUGUUAAAGGGGUUAAUGAAGUGAUGAUCGGAUGAUCUGCUGGUCAAGGAUGUUUAUGACAGACUGAAUGUGAGAUUGCAGCAAUGUUUACAAUGCAGUCUAGAGAUGCUCAGUUGCAGGAGUUCAUGCAGGUGUAUGAGCUGAGAGCUGCCUGCAAUGAAUGCACUCACAGACGCUCUCGCAUUUCCUACUCCUUCCUCUCAGUGUCUCACCGGUGCGCUCAAGACCUGGUGCUGGUCAAAGCCAAGGUCAAAGGUCACAGAUGGAGCCCUGUAUCCCAUCGACCCUCAUAUCCACGACCUAGUCGAUAUGAGGUGUGCUGGUUUUUUAAGGAGGAUGCGGGGUGUGUUGUGCAUCGUGAGCGCUGCACUUUUGCCAGGAGCGCAGAGGAGGCAGCGGUGUGGAACCUGCAAAAACAAACAAAUCUGGACCUCAAAAGCUUGAUUCUUUCGCUCAAUCAGACAAAGAAACUGAAUGAACAGAGCAGGCAAGGGGCUGCUCAUUCAAGUUCUCGGAGUCCCUCAUCGUACCAGGAGAAACUGCUGGAGGAGUACAGAAAGAGCAGCAAUGAAAUCCUUAUUCUUUCCGAGCAGGUAGAUGAUGUGUCCGUUACACAGGAUCAGAAUCUGUGUUUGGACUGUUUACAAACAGAUGGAGAAAUCACAUGGAGAUUCAAAAUCACCACCGAGAGAUCUCUGGAGCAUGUGGCUCUGUUAAAAAUGGAGAGAGGUGCAGUUUUCUCUUUGGGUGAUAAUGUGAAGAACACGUUGCCCCCAAUUACACACACCACAGGCCACCACCUCCGCUCCUCGCAGUCCACCUACGAGCUGAGCGUGUGCUUUUUGUCGUUUUGCCCCGGUGUGUACGAGCAAUGGCUGGUGUUUGACUUUGACAUCCGACCGGUUCUGCUCAGAAAACUAAAGGUGAGAGUAGGCGAGCAGUUUCACGCCAAGCCGGAUGAAGAAGAGAGCGAACGUGCUGAAAAUGUCCGGAAUGAACGCUGGGACAGAGGAAACAGGGUCAUCGUGCCCUUCUUCAACAGGAAGGAGGAAGACGAGCUGGAGCUGCUGCUCAGUAAAUACAAACCACCUCAGAUGAACCUGCAGUUCAGCUUCUAUACGGAUCACAGUUCCCCUCUUUACCAGGACAACUACAAAGAGAGAACCCAUGACUUCCUGUUUAGAGAGGAAAUAGCAGAGGAGAAGCUCAUAAGCAGAUUGAAUGUUUGUGGACUCGCGUCACUCUCUGAUUUGAAUGCAUCGCAGUUUUUUGCUCCAUGGAGGCUGUGCGCUACUCUCAAGGUCUCUUGUUCACUUACACCAGACACCCCUGAAGGGCUGAUGCUCAAACGAGGGGUGAGGACAGCUCUGCUGAAAACAACAGGACAUACAGCGGCGCCCGUGGAGCACACAAACCGAGUGUAUGAAGCGCGGGUGCUCAGGCAGGCUGCAGAUGAGGGUCACAUCGUUCUUGAGCUAUCGUCAAAGUGCGUGUCCGAGCUACAGCUGAAGAAAGGCAGCAGGUGUGAAAUGGAGGUUCAGUUUCAGCUGGACAGACUGUGGUUUUGUCAGAUGCACCAGGCUGUUGACCACCUUACAGACUUGCACACUGUUCUGCCUGACCUCAGCAACUGUUGUGUCCCUGUGAGCACGACCAGACAGACUGAACUCAACAACAAGCAGCAAAUUGCCUUGAAUUUUAUCCUUGGCAAGUGUGAGGCCAGCAAAGUUGCAGCGCCCUUGCUGAUAUACGGUCCGUUUGGAACUGGGAAGACCCACUGCCUCGCCUCAGCGGCUAUACAGCUGGCCCUAAAGCCCAAAACCAGAGUUCUCAUCUGCACGUAUACCAACAGCUCUGCAGAUCUAUAUGUCAGAGUGCACUUCCAUCCGUACAUUACAAACGGCCAUCCAAAUCUCAAAAUACUCAGGAUAAAGGCAAACAAAGGUGGGGCCGCUGUCAUGGCAACCGAUGACAUCACUCGUAAAUAUUGUCACUAUUCUCCCGAUGGACAGUCUUUUAUCCUCCCAACACGCUCCCAUUUAGAGUCACAUCGCAUCAUCAUAACCACCACAUCAAUGGCACGACGUUUUCGCGAGCUCAACCUUCCUGAAGAUUUUUUCAGCCACAUCCUGAUAGACGAAGCAUCUCAGAUGUUGGAAUGUGAAGCACUCAUGGCUCUUGGGUUAGCAGACAAGCACACUCGAGUGGUUUUAGCAGGAGACCACAUGCAGAUGGCACCGAAACUUUUUUCUGUAACAAAUGACAAACAUUCAGAUCACACGUUGCUAAAUCGCCUCUUCCACUACUACCAAGAUCACAGCAGCAACAUUGCAAAGAAAAGUCGGAUCAUCUUCAAUGAGAACUACCGUUCCACUGGAGAAAUAGUGGACUUUGUAUCCAAUCACUUUUAUGUAAGCGAUGGCAUCAAGGCCAAAGGUGAUGUUCCCCGUCAUCCCAAGCUAUACCCUCUGAUGUUCCACCAUGUCAGAGGAGAGUGUCUUUUGAACUCCAAUUCCAUGUCCUGGUACAACCGUGCGGAGGUCACCAGCGUGAUAAAUGUGAUCCAAGAGCUUGUGACCGUUUGGCCAGUGGAAUGGGGUAAAAAGGAACCAAUGCAGAUCUGUGUGUUAAGUGAAGGCCAGCAGGUUGAUGAUAUCAAAAGUCAUCUCCGGAGGAAAGGAAUUAAUGGGAUAUCAGUGCAGAAUUUAGCAAACAUUCAAGGAAAGCAGUUCAGGGUCAUCAUUAUAACAACUGUUCAUACCAGAGACAGACUUCUUCAAUCAGAGUCAAGCUGUCUGGAGUUUUUUAAUGAUGUCCAUGCAGUAAACACUGCCAUAACCCGAGCCCAGUCACUGGUGGUUGUGGUUGGAGAUGCUGGUGCACUUUGUUGCUUUGGAAAGUGCUCAAGGAUCUGGAAGUCCUUCAUAGAACUUUGCAUCAGCAAGGGCAGCACCACACCUGACUACCUGACUAGAGAUGUUCUACGACAGGACAUGUCGGAAAUUGCAAAAUUUCAAAAGAUAGAAAAGGUAGAAAAGAUUGAGAACGAUGUGCAGCCUGCAACUGAUCUUAUAUUGAAAGAGAUGAUUGAGGACUACGAUACUGACACAGACUCUGAUGAAGACAAUGAAGGUCACCAUGACCAAAAGAGAAUUUUAUUCUCUACUAGUGAAAAGGAGGACCUGUUGAAACUGGUCAGGGAACGGCCCGCUAUGUACAGACACGGUGAACUGGUAAUGCAGGGAUACCAUUCAGGUUAUGUAGUACCUUAUGACAACCCAACUGAACACAUUGCUAUUAAAGGAAGGAAAAACAUGGGCAUGUCUUUCCCUGGUGAUGAAGUUGUAGUUGAGACAGGAUUCCGUCAUGAUGAAGGAUAUCUUAAUGGGAACGUGUUAGGAGUCACAAACAGGGCAGCAGCAUCAUCUUCAUUUGUGUGCACGCUAGAGUAUGAAAGAUACCAAAAACAGCCACAGCAAACUGACAAAAACUAUGUCACCAAGAUAAUGAUACCCAUCACCAGCAACACCACCAAAAUAUGCAUCUUAGUGCGCAAGAAGGAUCGCAAUUUUAUUCCAAUAUGGAAACUCGACAGGAGCAAGUGGAAAUGUCUAAGACAUUUUCCUCUGGAUGAAAACACAAAAAAGGAAUAUGUUUUUGUUGUUCAGACUUUGACCUGGAAAGCCCACUGUUCAUUUCCACUAGGCAACGUUACAGAUGUUCUACCAAUUGGGACAACUGUAGAAGAGGGAAUGAAAAUUUUAAUGUCAGAGUUCCAACUAAUGCCCCUUCAUCCAAUGCAAGAGGCUGCAUUGGCUACCACAGAAAUCGAUGGAACCGAUUACAGCAAAAGAACAGAUUUGACAACUUUAAAAACAUUUACUGUUGAUCCAAAAGGAGCAAGAGACUUGGAUGAUGCCAUAAGUGUUAACAAUCUGGGAGACUGCUAUGAACUAGGAGUUCAUGUUGCAGAUGUUGCUAGAUUUGUGUCUAAGGACAGGCCUCUUGAUAGCGAUGCAAAAGAGAGAGGAACAACUUUUUACAGCUCUAGAACAAAACCUGUGUUUAUGUUUCCAGAACAUCUUACCACUAACUUACUAAGUCUCCUUCCAGGUAAAGAGCGCAAAGUCAUUUCCCUCAUUACCACAGUGGAAAAAGAGUCCGGCAAAAUAAGAAAAACUGACUUUAAGCUCUCUGUGAUACAGUCUAAUAAACAGCUGACCUAUGAGGAGGCGGAGAACAUAAUAAGUCACUAUAAUGGUGAGCUAAAGUUUGAUACUUUGGAGGAUUGUGUCAGGGUGGCUUAUCAUUUUGCAAGAAAACAACGCAAAGCUAGACUUCACGAAAACUGGACCUAUGCCCAACCUGAUCAACAUCGGAAUCCAGGGGAGAGAGAAGCUAACCUAAUGAUUGAGGAGCUUAACGUAAUGUUCAACCACGCUGUGGCAGACUUUUUGACCAAGAACCCAAAUACUAAAUUCUGCACUCCUUUGAGAUGUCAGCUUCCUCCUACAGCAGAGCAAUUGGAGAAGAUCAAUGAUCGACAUACAGAUGUUAUUCCUCUUUCCUCCCUCCUGACGUAUCAUAUCGACAGAAACCGUGUGGACUUUCGUAACACAUUCACCUUCACUGUUUAUUCUCCCACGGCCACAGGCUACAAUAACCCUGACGCCAACCUAAGAGAUGCCAUCUCCGUCAGUGACUCGGAAUAUCAUUUUGAAAUUGGAGUUCACAAAGCAGAUCCACAAUCAAACGUGUGGAGUUUGAUACCAGGCAAAAAUCGACGAGCCAUUUCUUUGAUUCUGAAAGUAGAAAAGAUGACAGGCAGAACUGUAGAGCAAAAGUUAGUGCUUUCCUCCAUUAACUCAAACAAGCUGUUGUCCAAUAGCGAAGCUGACAGCAUCAUCAACCAGUCAGAUGAACAAGAGAGACAGUUAGAUUCUUUAGAAGGCUCUAUCCUUGCGGUUUACCAUUUUGCACUUAAUCACAAACAACACAGACUUGUUCAAAAUGUGGACAAUUCAAAUCCUGCAGACCCCGGCCCGUCAGAAGACAGCAAAUGCAGGUUAAUGAUUGAAGAACUAUACCUGAUGUUCAAAAGUGCUAGCGAACACCUGAUUGAUCAAGUAACGCCUUCCCCAAACAACUGCCCAGUGACAGCUUCACCGGAACUGGAAAGGAGAAUAAGGAGAGAUAAUGAGGAGCGUGGAUUCCUCCAACAACUUGAGGAACAUCUCGACUUAAACAAUGAACAGGACAGUCAUAAUUUCAUCAUUCUGACAUCAGUGUGGAAAAAGAUAGAGUCAGCGGCAUUGACGUCUGACUUUUACAAAAUGACUGACCUUAUUUCCACAGAUGAUAUUCAUCCACAGCUUCUUCCAGUCAUUGUUCAGUUAAGGGCCAGUCUCGACAAAGCUUUCUUCAUUCGUUCACUCUCUUGCGAAAAGGCCUUAGUUGGACAUUAUUCUUUACAUCUGGACUCAUACACGUACGUGUCCUCACCCAUACGCCGAUACGUAGACGUGGUUCUUCAGAGACUCAUGCAUUCAGUUCUCGACGAUCGUCCUGUUGAGUACUCACAGAUAGAAAUCGACCUAUUGUGUGAUAAGAGUAAACGAAGAGAAGUUAAGGCACAAGAGUUUGAAAGGAAAGUGGAGUCACUUUGCCUUGCUGUCAGUCUACAUACACAAAGCACGUACAAGUUAGCUUUUGUCACAGUUGUUCAGCCUGAAAGCAAAAGUUUCAAAUUAUCAUUUCCGUUCGACAAAGGAACAUACCCAGACAAACUUCCUGUUUUGUACAGAGAUUUACAGCUAGAAGAUCAACCAAUAUUUGAUAGACAACAAAACCAAAUGAGACUGACUUGGAAAAAACGGAUGUACUCAAUGAGGACAACCAACUGCCUAGAAAGGAACCUGAGAUUCUGUUCAGAGAUACAGCAGAGCAUCUGGCAUGCCAUUGUAGAGGCAGUGAGAGAAGAACGGUGGAAAGAAGCGAAAAGCCUCAUAUUGGCAGCAGAAGUAACAGAACAUCGUGAGACCGAUGAUGUGCCCGAUAAUUCCAGAUUGGUUCCUAAUCGCACAUUUACGUCUGAAGAGGAUCAUUACAUCGAGUUUGCGCUCUGUUUGAAAGCUGGAGACACUUUGCAGGUCCAGCUGACCUCAGAAAGGGAAAGAGGCUACUGGGCACCAACUGUACAACUACUGAGUGUCAGAUCAAACUUCGAGAUUUGUGUGGAACACACUCACAGUCCUAUUGAAUGCUUUUCCAAACAUGCAAACCGCCGAUCUAAACCUACCUACCACGAUGUAGAAGAUUACGUCCAGAUAUGGAAGCCACUGUGUGAAAUGGAGUCAGCUGCGACUGCCGUAGAUGACAGUGAUUGUGUUGUAAUAGAGGAAGUGCACAUAGACUGGGAGCAAUCCUUUGUUGGUACCACCCCAAGCCUCUCUGGGUCCUUCACUCUACCUGUAGAAAAUAUCAAGAAAUGGGAAAUUGAAUUUGACCUGGCCAAGUGCUUUCUUUGUAUUCGAAAAAGAGUUCAGAAGCUAAACUCAGUUCAGAGUGACCGGUCAGAGCUUGAUCCAGAUUACUUCACUUGGGUGGCUCACGGUGUGACAACUCAAUGUUUAGAUAUACCACCAAACAAUAAGUCAAAAAUUAUACACUUUAACAUGAAGUAUGCAUCCACGAACCUUCCAAAAGUCAAAAGGGACACCACCUAUACAGUUGAAGUGAUCCCUAAGCUUCUUCCAGACAUACGAAAGGAAAGUGCUGUGAAUAAUUUACCCACAGCUAAUGAACUUGUUAAAAAUAUUGCACUAGGACAUCGGAUUGUGAAAGCAGGUUCUGAGCCAGCUGUAUACCGACAUGUACUCAUUAGAGAGCCAGUACCACAAGGUCUGCCUAAACUGAAUGAAAGCCAGUUAACUGCUUUGGAACAAGCUUUGAAAAACAAAUUCACCCUCAUUCAAGGCCCUCCAGGAACAGGAAAAACAGUUGUUGGAGCUUACAUAGUGUACUGGUUCUCUCAGCUGAACUCUAAUAAUCCUCAGAAUCUAAACGAGUUAAAAGACAAAGAGAAGAAAGAGGUUAUUCUGUACUGUGGGCCCUCAAACAAGUCUGUGGACGUAGUUGCAGAAUACCUGCUCAGGUUUGGGGACAAGCUGAAGCAAUUACGUGUGUACAGCAGACAGAUGGAAAUGCAGGAGUUUCCUUAUCCUGGGAGCAACCUGCAGUUAUCCCAAAAAGCACUGCGUCAGGAACGCUCUAAACCUGAGCUCAGGGGCAUAACACUUCAUCACAGGAUUCGGGGAAGUGACAAUCCUUUUGCCACAGCUAUACUGGACUUUGAUAAAAAAAUUAAAGACAAAAGAAAUCAAAAUGAGCAACAUUCACACACAGAAAUUGAGGAAUAUAAGAAGCUGUUAAAUUCUGCACGUCUGUAUGAGUUGAAAAGGCAUGAUGUGAUUCUGUGCACCUGCACGGCUGCCGCCUCCCCCAACCUUACAAAGUCACUCAGUGCACGACAGAUCCUCAUCGAUGAGUGUGCAAUGGCAACAGAACCCCAGACACUCGUCCCAUUGGUCAGCUUCAAACCCGAGAAGGUUGUGCUGUUGGGUGAUCACAAGCAAUUGCGUCCAAUUGUGAAGAAUGAGCACGUACGGCGACUUGGAAUGACACACUCUCUGUUUGAACGCUACAUGAAUAGAGCAUUACUGUUAGACACCCAGUACAGAAUGCAUACAGACAUCUGUAAAUUCCCAUCGGAGGCGUACUACCAGAGUAUGCUGAAAACUCAAGUAGAUGAAAGUGCCAGUAUGCUGCAUGCUACAACUGAAAGUAUGAGACAAAGCAAACACACUCUGUUUGGAGAUAUUAGAGGUGUCGAGAUCAGUUUGGUUGUUUCAACUGCACGGGGGAACGAGAACUCGAAAGCCAACUUUGCAGAGGUUGAAAAAGCUGUUGACAUUUGUGCUCAGCUGGUAUCAGUGGGUCGUGUGAGUCAGGAGAACAUUGCCAUUCUGUCACCCUAUAACGCACAAGUUGCCCAGAUCAAAGAAAAACUCAAAGGUAGACGACAGUUGGAUGGAAUCACAGUCACCACCAUUACAAAGAGUCAAGGUAGCGAGUGGCGGUAUGUGAUUCUGUCAGUGGUUCGCUCCUGCUCUAGUGAAAAGAUUGACCCUCUGCCCUCGAGGGAAUGGCUCUCAGAACACAUUGGAUUCGUGGGUGAUGAAAAUCAAAUCAAUGUGGGCAUCACAAGAGCACAGGAUGGGCUGUGCAUUCUGGGUAAUCAGGAGCUACUCAACUGCAGCCCAGCAUGGAGAAAGUUACUAAAACAUUAUUCAAGUCAUGGCUGUGUGGUCCCUGCAGACCAAAUAACCAUACACAAUGUCCAGUAAACUAUAUUUUACAUUAUUUAUAAUGAUCUUGAAGACUUAUUUUAAAUGUGAAUUUUUUUAAUACUUUUAAAAUACAUUCUGGACUAUAUAUAUAUAUAUAUCAUUACAUUACUCGUAAUCUUAAAUUAUGUUUUUAAUAGCUAAAAUUAUAAUGGUAACAUCAAAGCACUGUUUUAAAUAAGAAAUGUACAAUCUAAGAUCUCUGGGGUUAUGUUUUGGGACUUGUGUUUUGCCUAAUCUUUUGAGGCCAUUUUUUUACCAGUAGAACAGAUGCUCAUAUGGAUUUGUAAAUUAAAUAUUUUUAUUGUUAAAAUCAGAAUCAAGAAUUUACACAUCUGUUUUCUAUUUUAAAACAUUACCAAUUAUAUUACAAAUAUUCUAAUACUCACUUUGGAUUCACUCUCUGGUGUGUUGUGUUCCAUGUUUUGUCAAUAAGAAUAAAUAUUUUAA
Triplophysa rosa is the source of this 8960-nucleotide messenger RNA. RefSeq names its product helicase with zinc finger 2b (gene helz2b). Gene Ontology annotation, cellular component: P-body; exosome (RNase complex). Gene Ontology annotation, molecular function: ATP hydrolysis activity; 3'-5'-RNA exonuclease activity; RNA binding. NCBI's taxonomy places the organism in Eukaryota, Metazoa, Chordata, Actinopteri, Cypriniformes, Nemacheilidae. The record is from RefSeq and is a predicted model, not a curated record. The transcript is spliced from 19 exons. The coding region runs from base 189 to 8510 and encodes 2773 amino acids. Gene Ontology annotation, biological process: mRNA catabolic process.